UUCAUUUUCCUGCAUAUGUGAUAAGUCCUACAGUGGAGAAACUGAUAGGGCGGUAAGGCGGCGAAAAAAUCGGGGUUUAGUGCCGCUGCAAAAUGGCCGGGCAGCAGUUUCAGUACGACGAUAGUGGCAACACAUUUUUUUAUUUCCUCACGUCCUUUGUGGGACUUAUAGUCAUCCCAGCCACCUAUUACCUCUGGCCACGGGAUCAGAAUGCGGAGCAAUUACGUUUGAAGACUUUACGAAGAGUUCAUGGAAGAUGUCUGUGGUAUCGCCUUCGGCUUAAGAAAUCACAGCAGAGCAUUGUUCCAACACUUAAAAAAGCAGCCCUGUUGUUUGGGUGGGCAAUAUUUCUUUUCCUGGCCUAUAAGGUGUCUAAAUUAGAUCGAGAGUACCAGGAGUAUAACCCCUAUGAGGUCCUCAGCCUGGACGCAGGGGCAUCUGUAGCAGAGAUUAAGAAGCAGUACAGGGUGCUGUCUCUAAAACACCAUCCUGAUAAAGGAGGUGAUGAAGCCACGUUCAUGAAGCUCGCUAAAGCUUACUCUGCUUUGACUAAUGAGGAAUCACGGAAGAAUUGGGAGACAUAUGGCAAUCCUGACGGCCCUAGAGUGACAAGUUUUGGAAUCGCUCUUCCUGCAUGGAUUGUCGACCAGAAGAAUUCAAUGCUGGUGCUCCUGGUAUAUGGAUUAGCUUUUAUGGUCAUACUUCCUGUGGUUGUGGGUACGUGGUGGUACCGUUCCAUCCGCUACAGUGGCGAUCAGAUCCUGAUUAACACGACACAGCUUUUCAUGCACUUUAUGUACAAAACACCUACAAUGAACAUGAAACGAUUGGGGAUGGUGUUGACAGCUGCAUUCGAGUUUGAUCCUCGUAGCAACAAAGAAGCCAUUAUAAGACCAACAGACAACAUAGAAGUUCCUCAGUUGAUUCGAGAACUGGGAAACAUUAAUGUUAAGAAGAAGGAACCUCCCUUCUGCUACCCCUACAGCCUGAAGGCACGAGUCUUAUUACUUACACACCUUUCCAGGAUGGAUGUUUCUGAGGAUAUAGAGGAGGAUCAAAGGUUUGUGGUGAAGAAGUGUCCCGCCUUACUACAGGAAAUGAUCAAUGUUGGCUGUCAACUAACCAUGAUGGCAACCAGUAGAGGAGGCCUUCGGGCUCCAAGACUGACAUCCAUAGAAAACUGCAUGAAGCUCUCUCAAAUGGUGGUGCAGGGUUUACAGGAGGCUAAGUCUCCUCUGUUACAGCUGCCCCAUUUUGAAGAGGAACACCUCCGAUACUGCAUCUCUAAAAAGUAUAAGGUGCGGACACUGCAGGAUCUGGUUAGUCUGAAGGAUGCUGACAGGAGAAGCAUGUUGAGAUUCCUCGACGAGGAGAAGUACGAUGAGGUCAUGGCAGUCCUUGGCAGCUUCCCCUACAUCCACAUGGUAACCAAACUUCAAGUGCUGGAUGAUGAAGACAGCAAUAACAUCACAGCAGGUUCCAUUGUUACAGUGACGGUCACCUUGACAAGGAAGAGAACGUCUGAUAUGUUUGAGAAAGACGAGAGCCCACAGCUGCCUACAGAAGAAGCUAAUUCAGAGGAGCAAGGUGAUGCCAAAAACAAAUUAAAAGUUUGGCAAAACAAGAAUAAAGGAGCUAAAAAAGCCACCAAAUCCAAAAAAAAGAAACUGACUAAGAAGAAACCAGUCUCCCAACAGCAAGUAAAGGGAGACAAAGUCAAACAGGCCAAUGGCAACGUGGCAGGAAAUGAAUCUGCUAGGGAAUCUGCUGCUGCUUCAAAAGAGGAAGAGGAGGAACUCUCUGAGAAAGGCAGCGAAUCAGAUGAGGCGGAGGGAAACAAGGACUCGCCCAGUGAAAGGGACGAGGAGAGUGACAAGCAGAGCGACACCGAGGUGGACGAGAUCGCUGGAGACGACGAGGAGGAAUGGGAGGCCCUACAGCAGAGCAUUCAGAGGCGCGAGAGGGCGCUGUUGGAGACCAAGUCAAAAGUCACACACCCCAUCUACGGCCUGUACUUCCCUGAGGAGAAGCAAGAGUGGUGGUGGCUUUAUAUCGCUGAUAGGAAAGAGCAGACGCUAGUGUCCAUGCCCAAUCACGUUUGCACGCUCAAAGACACAGAAGAGGUUGAGCUGAAAUUCCCCGCUCCAUCCAAAACUGGAAACUAUCAAUAUUCUGUGAUUCUCAGAUCAGAUUCAUACAUGGGGUUAGAUCAGAUCAAGCCGCUUAAGCUGGAGGUUCAUGAGGCGAAGGCCAUGUUGGAUAACCACCCACAGUGGGACAUCCCAGAAACCGAGGAAGAGGAAGAUGACCAGGAGGACAGUGAUGGUAUUGAGGAGUCUGAGGAAGAUGACGAAGACAACGACUAAACCAGUCGAUUAUAUAAACUUGAGCACAGCUCACACACCCAUGUGCCCACUUAUUCACACACACAGCCCCAGACCUUUGACGUUUUAUGGGCCGCCACACACGGGAGGAUGUUGACGCCCCAUGUUCCUGUUUAAAAUACAUGAAUCACAAAUCUGUCUGAACCUUUUCUCUGCAUCAUACGAUCUGAGGAACUAUUUCUAAAUUCUCUUUGCAUUCAUCAGGUUGGUAUUGAUGGCCUGUCAGAAUGGUUGUUCGUGGGGUCCAGCUGUGUUUCAGAGUUCACGAAAAGUGUCUGACCAACUAACACGUCAAAAAAAAAAGAUAUAAUAAUAAAAACGGGCUACAGCUGAAAAAUCACACAUCAUGACUGUCAUUUUUCAGUGUCGCAGAAAAUACUUCAAGGGUAUUUUCUACCUUAUCAUUUUGUAAUUUAUUAGAGUUCAGUUAUACCAGGUGUUCCCGCUUUUUAUGAGGCUGUGUGAAGUGUAUUCUGGACUGAACCACAUAGUCGUGGGUCGGGGGGCCAUUGUGACUUGCAUUUCAGUUUGUCUCUGAGUUUAUGGAAUUAUUUACAGUUGUGCAUUUGGCAGACUCUUUUCAUUCAAACUAAGCAUGCGUCUUUGGGACUCAAACCCACAACUUUUGCGUUGCCAAUGCAGUGCUCUACCAGCUGAGCUGCAGGAACUCUAUUAAAGUGCUACACAUAAAUCUCACCUUUAUUAACUUCUUCCAGUUUCACAAAUAAUGACUGCACACAUUCCACAUCCAGAUCUGCGGUUUAGUCCUGAUUUAACUCAAUAUUGCUUAAGCUUGAAGUGCUCUCCCACUGUUUCGUGCAUAAGCAGGCAGAUAUCGCACUGCUUUCUCGGCAUAAUAUAAUCAUGUGGCCUGAGUUCAGUCAAGCACCCCCCAUUUAUUUAUACAACAAAUAUUUUUCAACUGGAAAUCCCCACUGCAACCUUUACAAAGACACAUUGUCUGCAGCAUGAAUGUACAGACAUACAGGCCUUUUCUUAUCAAUUAGACUAAUAUGUUUUGUUGGCCAUAGACAAUUGAAUUUUACAAAAAUCAUAUCGCUAUGGGACAAAUGCUUUAAUAUAUAUUUUUUAAAUAUAUAUAUAUAUAUAGUCUUACAUUCCACGCCCUAAUUAUAGAUAAAAUUAUCUGCUUAUUCACUGUACAAUUUUUAGUGGCCAUAACAAGGUUCAAUCAUCAUUUGCAUUAGGUUUGUAAAAGAAAAUUACCAAUGCAGGUGACGGAAAAAUUGAGUAUCUUUUCAAGUUUUACUUCACUUCUUUUUUUGUGGGGUAGAAUUUUGCAUUUUUUUGGUGGAUAUGAUUAUUUUCGUCCCAUUGUAAUGUCUCUUUUUGCAGAUAUGAGAGGUUGACCACAGAAAAAUAUUUGGAGCUUGUAACCAAACCUUUCUUAGACCCCAUUGACUACCAUAGUAGGAAAAUUACAAUGGUAGUCAAGAAUGCCCCAGAACUGCUGUCCUUCAUUACAUUCUUCAAAAUAUCUUCUUUUGUGUUCAACAAAACAAAAACAUUAAGAUUUUUUUUCUAUUAUAUAAGUGUAUACAGGUUUAGAACAACUAGAAUGAGCAAUUCAUGACAGAAUUUUCAUUUUCGGGUGAACUAUCCCUUUAAGCCAAUCACUUUGAACAUGUUUGUAGAGGGGAUAACAUGUGUAUUCAUACAUUGUUGAUUUUUAUAUUACAGGAAAUGAAAUCUACUUGUUUAUUUCUAAGGUAAUCUAUGUAUUUUAGUUCUGUUUGGAAAACAGCAUACUUCAAGUAGAAAUCUUUACUUUCCCCCUCUGUUUUACUAUUAUAAAUGUAAUUCAAUUCAUGAUGAUAGGGGAGAAGUGUCAUAUUCUGGCUGCAUGUAAACACACUCACUCACAAGCAGUUUUUUUUAAAUGAUAAAGGUUUUACAGAUGAAUAGACAUUUUGUUAUUAUAGCUCCAAAAAAGAAUGUAGCCUCAUGGUUGGUACUGAAAGCUGUGACUACAGAACAUAGAUAAAAGAAAAAUCAAGUCUUCGCAUACAGAGAAACUCACCGGCCAGAAAAGGGUGAAUUGCCUAGUAAACAGUAUCUGCCAUUUUUGUUUACAAGAAAACUGUCAUUGUAAAUGGAAAUAUAUAUUAUUUGUAUUUAAAUAAUUUCAAAUAAAAUAACUUUUAAAAUGUU
Triplophysa dalaica is the source of this 4556-nucleotide messenger RNA. RefSeq names its product SEC63 homolog, protein translocation regulator (gene sec63). Gene Ontology annotation, biological process: SRP-dependent cotranslational protein targeting to membrane; post-translational protein targeting to endoplasmic reticulum membrane. The record is from RefSeq and is a predicted model, not a curated record. The transcript is spliced from 20 exons. Gene Ontology annotation, cellular component: Sec62/Sec63 complex. The coding region runs from base 93 to 2366 and encodes 757 amino acids. Gene Ontology annotation, molecular function: RNA binding; transmembrane protein transporter activity. Lineage: Eukaryota; Metazoa; Chordata; Actinopteri; Cypriniformes; Nemacheilidae.